ACGGCCUGUAUUUCCCUUGCUAUAUUAGUAAUGUUAGCUGUAUGGUAGUCGCCUCAAUUUACAGCCUCCAAAUGCAGGUGAGUUUAAUCUGGACUUUACUUGGCGUGGCUUUCUGGCCAACUACUCCUUAAAUAACUUUUACGUCAAAUUUCCAUUUCAUAAACUCCACUGCAAUUAACACAUUACAAGUAUGUCCAAAUGCCACAGUUUUGUUGACGCAUGUCAUGAAGUAACAUCAGCAACGGAGACCAAUUAGAGGCAAAAUGCAUUUGCGCAGAUUGUCCAGCAGAGGCUGCUAUGAGCAUUAUAAUGAGUUGCCACCUGCUCUGUCACCGCAACACGCAUUGAGCGGUUGACCCAAACGCCCUUGAGGUAAUUCGAAAACUAUAGAUUUUUCUCAUACAAACACAGAGAAUAGCCUACCUGAUUUGUGAAGGAUGCAAUUUAAAGUUUAUCUCUCAUUGGGUUUACAUUUUCCGUAAAUAUAGGGAACUCUGGAGAACUAUGGACAGCAUGACAACCUUUCGACAAAGACUAAUGGGACACUAUAAUCCUGCUCUCCCAAACUCCUCUUUCUCAGGGCCACAAAUAAAGGCUUCUGUGUAAAACUAAGCAUCCAAGUAGACUAAGGGUUGAUGUCCCCCUUCCAGAUUCAUUGUAGAAAAGCAGAAAUAAGCAGGAGCAGACUGCGAGAAAGUCCGUAAAUCCAUAACUCGAAUGUUAAUGGGAGAUGUAAGCAGAAGAGAGGCAAAGAGAUGCGGAUAGUCUGCAUCUUCGCAACUGUUGUGUGAUCUUUGAAUGGACUUUGCAACAUUAGCUGGUCGAAAACCAAACGCGGCAUGCAAACUUCAAAGUAUCAGAUCAGGUGUUUGUAUUCCGAAGUUUAACUUUAUCCCUUCUCUCACUGCGGACGCUCAUAAGUAGAAAUAACAAGUUUCUCAAGUUGUAUGACACAGAAAGCGAAUGGGAGUCUGUGGUCGUAUUAUUUCUGUAUGAGGUGAGGGCUUCCCUGACCGCACCGCCAGCUAGUUUUCACAGGAGGUCCCAGCAACGCCCGGUGCUGCUGCGCGCUCUGCUGACGCAACCACGUCGCUGUGGCUCAAUGCGAUGGCGGACCGCAAUGUCCCCAGACCUGCCCAGGGAGGGACGGACCAAAGUCACUGAGCCACUCUCACCGGCUCCGUUAAACUGCCGUCCGACUUGUCGUUAAAGAGAACCCACUGCCACUGCCGUCCCCUCCCGUGGAAUAGUAUGUGGGACGGGAUCUGCCCAGAGCGCACCGACCGGGACGAGCCAGAAGUGGAGUGAAAGGGAGCGGAGUGCGCCGGGCUGACGCACCGCAUGUUGAGCCAGCAAGUUGACUGAAAUAACAAAAGUCGCGUCGACGGGGAAGAGGGGACAGCCGCACUCGGAUUUAACGGAGGUUUGAGGGGACAGUUGUUCCGGCAAAAUGAAAUUCGCGGAGCAUCUUUCGUCCCACAUCACUCCAGAGUGGAGGAAACAGUAUCUUCAGUACGAGGCAUUCAAGGAUAUGCUGUAUGCUGCCCAGGACCAAGCCCCGUCCAUAGAAGUCACAGAUGAAGACACUGUGAAGAGAUACUACGCUAAGUUUGAGGAAAGGUUUUUCCAGACCUGCGAGAAGGAGCUCCUGAAAAUCAACACAUUUUAUUCAGAAAAGCUUGCCGAAGCACAGCGACGUUUUGCCACGCUGCAGAAUGAGCUGCAGUCGUCACUGGACGCUCAGCGUGAGAGCAACGCUCCGCCUGGCCUGCGGAAACGCAAGACCAUGUUCCACCUGUCGCAGGAGGAGCGCUGCAAACACCACAACAUCAAGGACCUGAAGCUAGCCUUCAGCGAGUUCUACCUCAGCCUCAUCCUGCUCCAGAACUACCAGAACCUGAACUUCACUGGUUUCCGUAAAAUCCUGAAGAAACAUGACAAGAUCCUGGAUACUUCUCGCGGAGCCGACUGGCGUGUGGUUCACGUGGAGGUGGCGCCAUUCUACACCUGCAAGAAGAUCAUGCAGCUCAUCUCGGAGACAGAGACCCUUGUCACCAAUGAACUGGAGGGAGGCGAUCGUCAGAAGGCCAUGAAGAGGUUGAGAGUUCCUCCACUGGGGGCAGCUCAGCCUGCUUUGGCCUGGACAACCUUUCGUGUUGGUCUCUACUGUGGCUUCUUUAUAAUUCUGGCCAUCUCCUUCGUUCUCUCUGGUGUUGUGUUCAUCCGCUUCGAGAAUGUGUGGCCACUGGUGCGGAUCUAUCGCGGCGGUUUCCUGUUGAUCCAGUUCAUCUUCCUGUUAGGAAUCAACACAUACGGAUGGAGACAGGCUGGAGUCAACCAUGUCCUCAUCUUCGAGAUCAACCCCCGAAACAACCUCUCACACCAACACCUGUUUGAGAUUGCUGGUUUCCUGGGUGUGUUGUGGUGUCUCAGCAUCCUCUCCUGUCUCUACUCAGAGUACACCUACCUCCCCAUGCAGAUCAACCCGCUCAUCCUCUACGGUUUCAUGGUGCUCUUCCUCAUCAACCCUUUCAAGACCUGCUACUACAAAUCACGUUUCUGGCUCCUCAAGCUGCUGUUUCGUGUGUUCACUGCACCGUUUCACCGGGUGGAGUUCGCAGACUUCUGGCUGGCUGAUCAGCUCAACUCUCUGGUGGUUGUCCUGAUGGACCUGGAGUAUCUCAUCUGCUUCUACAUCUUUGAACUGCAGUGGAGCAACAGCAAGGGCCUGCUGCCCAGGUUUGCAGAACCCGGUGACUACGUAUGCCACAGCUACUCGUAUGGUCUGCGUGCCAUCAUCCAGUGUCUGCCCGCCUGGUUCCGCUUCAUCCAGUGCCUGAGGCGUUACCGUGACACCAAGAGGGCCUUUCCGCACCUGGUGAAUGCUGGGAAAUAUUCUACCACCUUCUUUGUUGUCACCUUUGCUGCACUCUACGCCACACACAGAGAGCAAGGACACACAGACGCAGACAUGUUCUUCUACCUGCUGAUUGUGUUCUCCACUAUAAGCUCCCUGUACACACUGAUCUGGGAUCUACGUAUGGACUGGGGCCUGUUUGACCGCGGAGCUGGAGAAAACACCUUCCUCAGAGAAGAGAUUGUUUAUCCGCACAAGGCUUACUACUACUGUGCCAUUUUAGAAGAUGUGAUCUUGCGUUUUGCCUGGACCAUCCAAAUCUCGCUCACCACAAUGACCAAUAUCCACUCUGUGGGAGACAUCAUAGCCACCAUGCUGGCUCCCCUUGAGGUCUUCAGGCGUUUUGUAUGGAACUUCUUCCGUCUGGAGAACGAGCACCUGAACAACUGUGGUGAGUUUCGUGCUGUGAGGGAUAUCUCUGUGGCGCCGCUCAAUGCCGAUGACCAGACGCUGCUGGAGCAGAUGAUGGACCAGGAGGACGGCGUGCGGAACCGCUCGGGCAAGAAGACCUGGAAGAGGUCCUACAGCCUGUCCCUCCGACGCCCCCUGCUGUCCUCCUCACAGUCGAAAAAGGACACAAAGGUGCUGAUUGAAGACACGGAUGACGAGGCUUUCAGCUGAGUCCACGUUAGCACGUUCCACACACACACACGCACACACUCACACACACUCUCUCACACACACACACUCAUGCUAUACUUACAAGGACCUUGUUCACUGACACCCAGUUUCAACCUUUCUGCCUGAUAGUUAGCUACAGUUAACCUUUACUUUCAGUCUCCUAUAGCAGUGAGGACCUCAGGCUGCCUUCACUUUGGACAGUUUACCUCAUCUUCACUUCCGUGUGAGUAUAUCUGGUCUUUAUAAGUAUAGAAAAACCACACACAGUAAUACAGAAACACAUAAAUAUAAAUCUGCUGAAGCACAAGCACAGUGUAAUAUUGCUACAGUUGAGGAGAGAGCUACACAGACAGACAGAUGGACAGACAGACGCCAAGGCAAAUCUUCUGCACGUAACUGGAAACACUGACCACACUGCCCUGGGAUUAUCCUCCGCUUUUUUAAAAGGACUUCUUUAGUAGGUGUAGUUUACUUUGAGAUUUUUUUUUAUCUCUUUAGAUUUUCUUUCUCUUUACUUUUUCUGGAUUUGUUUUGGAGACUCUGCAUAGAUUAGGCUACAGACGACUGUUUACACUCCUUUUUAACUGCACUAGGAUCAGCAGGGAGGAGACAAGCCAAUCAAAAGACUAAAAAUGAAUCAAUAGAAACCUGAGGAAGGACUCAAGACACAUCACAGCAUAUCAAACCAAAUCAACUGGUUUCAACUUGUUGAUUCUUUUUAUACUCCAUCUUUUGUUCUUUUUCUUUCUUUCUUUCCUCUUUUCUUUCCAUUUUUUUUUGUUGGGUUGUAAUAACGUCAAUCACAAACCUGGAGGCACUUGCAGGAAAAGUGCAUUUCAUACGCAAAACAUGAAAAAAAAAAACCCUACUUGUACACAAAAAGGGGAUGUUUUGAUUCAAACAUUUCUAGUCUGUGAAGUUGCUUUGUAAUAUAUUUCAUAUAUUUUGAUGUGCAUUAUUGCUCUCUUGUAGUUGUUACGUACUUCUACAUGUGUUGUUUAUACUAGUGUGACUAGUUUGAGCAUCCACGCAAUGAUUGUUGAUGUAUUUUAUAAUGUUUAGAAUGUUUUUCUUGGUUGUGCCACAUUUUUGAUAAGCUCAUAGUUAGACCUCAGUUUACCCCGACCUUAAAUUAGAGCUAAACUGACUUGUGAUUCAUUGUGUCACGUCAUCUGAAAGAGCCCGAUUAGCUACAGUACACGCAUUUGUGUUGCUGUUCUUUGCAUUAACUACCAAAGCUUUAUUUUUAUGAAUGUGUCUGUGCUGCAGUUGCCCUGUCUAUCCAGCCUGCAUGAAACUCGUUUUGCAAAACUGCAUAUGUUAUUGGGCUGUUUUUGUAGGAAGGCUCAGUCAUGUUGGAAAUCUCAGUAUUAGGAGUAAAUUACGUCAACAAGAUAUGAUGCACGUUGUUAUUGAGUCAAAAGAGUGUACAAGCCAGUGGUUCUCAAACUUGGGCUUGGAGCAGUGUUGAGCACAAAAACGUCAAAAAAAGUCUUAUCUUGCUGUCAUGUUUACUGUCGGAGAGCCUCGUCUACCAUGUGUCUGUGUCUAAAAGAAAAGGAAAAAUGCAAACCAUGUUCAAAGAUAUUCAGUGUGGCUCAUAUUGUUGCUAACUUUUCCUAGUUUUGUCAGCCUUUCGAACUGGCACAUAAACGGAAUAAGCUUGAGAACCACCGUGAGUGUUGUAAUUACACAAGAACAGUCACCAGACAUGAGAUCUAUUAGUUCAAUUUGGAACCACCUGACAAAAGCUCAGCUCAGAUGUUUGUUUGUUUUGUCAGGCUACUUUUUAUUUCACUGGCUGGAGUGAUUUCCUCUAACAUUAAGUUAAGCUAUAACCAAAUGAAACAGCCAUAUUGAUUUGGGUUCACUUAAUUAAAUGAAGUAAAAAUUUGUCUGCCUUUGAGGCCAGGUUUGAGGCUCUAACUGAGCUAGCUGGUGGUGGUCAAAUAUCUGACAACACUGCAACACAGCACAUUAAGGGCUCUUAAACAGUAAACAUUUCUCAGCUAUGACGUGUUUCACUGCUCCUGUUCAGUCCUGGUGCCUGAAUUAGUCCACAUUCGGCGUUUCCAUCAACAUAUAGAUGUUGUUUGUCUCUUAUGUUCAAUGUUAGCACUUUUGACUCAACUGCUGUGACUUGUUGUAUGUAAUGUAAUCUACUAAUCUGAGAUAAGGAGAGUUAAUUAACGAUCAGAAAAAAUGCGUCGUACAUCUGACCUCGUUGUUUGCAUGUUUGGCUUACUUUCAGACCACCAGCUCACACUUUUAACAGCCGUUGGUUAAAAGUUCAAAGUGUGCAGCUGCUGCUGUUUCAGCUUUCACACUUUCAGAAGUUUCGCUUUCUCUUCCUGUGCGACUCCCCCCGCCUCCAACUCUCUACUACUACUCUGCUGUUUAUCCCUGUGGCUUCGCCGGGUCAUCGCCACUCAGUCAUAAGACAAAGUCCAGAGAGCUACAAGACAAAAAUGUUACAGACGGUCCUGCUUCUUCAACUUCUGUUUUUCCCGUAGCGGCUUAAAGACCAAGAAGCUUCUGUGUGCAGUGAGGCUGACGUGAACCAAUGUGUUGUACCUGUUAAAAUGUAGAAGAUGGGUAGCUUCCUGAUCCAUUCAAAUACACUGGGCACGUACCAUAAGUGUAUACAGGCGUAAUACAUGACUGACACACAUACACACACACACACACACACACACACACACACAGCCCACAUUGCCUCUCUCUCUCUCUCUCUCUCUCUCUCUCAUGUCGGAGAGCACAACAGUUUUGUAAAAAGGCUCCGUUGUCUUGCCUGCAUGCUGCUUUUGUUCCACAUUGUAUAUAGAUCUUAAUUUAUUUGACAUGAUGUGUAUAUUAGCAAUCAUUGUGGCCACUGUGACAAUGAUUGAUUUCAUACGUUGCCAUUUUUGCUCCAAGACAAGCAGUAUUUUUUAGGUGAAGAGGAGCUUCUUCUUUUCUUUUUUUUGAUUGCUCACAAUCCUGCAAUCCUUUUCAUGUGUAAAUCUGUUGAAAUGUGUUUGUAUAAAAAUAGAAAAAAGUCCAUAGAACUGGAGAAUGUGAUUGAUUGUAUCUUGUCAGUGAUUCCUUCUUGUUUCAAGGCUCCGUCGCCUCUGGGGGUUUGUGUCCAGGGUUCAUGGAGGGGUGGGGGCCAGAUUUCUGUGUCCUGAAGCUGUAAUACUGUUUGUACAUUUGUGAAUGUGCAUGAAAAUAUUGUGAAGAUACAUCUGUUGUUGUAAACGGCCCCGCUGACAGAAGCACUUUGACAUACUAUAGGGCACAGAAACAGGCCCCAGUUCAGAGGAGACACACACACACUAACAAGAUACUGUUAAGCUGAUCCCAGAUCUGCCUGAGCAUCUCUUCUCACAAGCAGAUCUGGGAUCUUUAAUUUGCUCGCUGGAAGCAUUUUUGAGAUGCUUCUCUGUGAAAAACAAAUGUUUUCAUGACCAGUGUCUGUUUACAGAUGUUCACUAUGUGUAACCCGCUGACAAAAACAAAAACAGGGUUCCUUUGUACAGUUUGUGCUUGAUGAGAUGAUGACGGUGAUAAGUCCUGACAUCCCAUUUCUCUCAUGGGUGAAAAUCGAAGACGAUUUUGUUUUCACUGCUUGCCAAAUGCCCCCUGAUGUUAAAAGUGCUUGAUAUGUGUGCAUCCCUCCCCUCCAUCCCUCCUUCUCUCGAUGUUGUUCGUACCCUUUCUCUAAUCUAGCUGAACGUGAUAGUACCUGUAGUUUGGUAGGUGAAUGUUCUACUUCGUUAAAAUACAAAAAUAAUAAUAAUAAUGAUAGAAUAAAUACAUUGUGGCUAAAUGUGAUUUUACGAGACAUAAAGAAAGAAAAACGUCUUACAGUCUGAACCACCCUCCCCUUUUACAGAGUAGUUUGUACAUGUUGAGUGUAUAACACUGUUCUAUGAUGCUUUUCCUGAUGGUAUUUGUAUUUCUGUAUACACUUUGGUGAUUCUGUCAUAUCUGGGUUUUAUAAACCACGAUUAUUUUUAAAACUC
Molecule: messenger RNA, 7542 nt
Organism: Scatophagus argus
Lineage: Eukaryota; Metazoa; Chordata; Actinopteri; Scatophagidae
Gene: xpr1a
Product: xenotropic and polytropic retrovirus receptor 1a
Exons: 15
Coding region: 1451-3538 (695 amino acids)
Biological process (GO): phosphate ion transport; cellular response to phosphate starvation
Cellular component (GO): plasma membrane; Golgi apparatus; cytoplasm
Molecular function (GO): inositol hexakisphosphate binding
Source: RefSeq, a predicted model, not a curated record